Lasiosphaeria miniovina is the source of this 374-nucleotide messenger RNA. RefSeq lists its product as uncharacterized. The record is from RefSeq and is a predicted model, not a curated record. Lineage: Eukaryota; Fungi; Ascomycota; Sordariomycetes; Sordariales; Lasiosphaeriaceae. The transcript has a single exon. The coding region runs from base 98 to 301 and encodes 67 amino acids.
GUUGAGUGUUGGGGUAAGUCCUGGGGACCUCCCAGCCGGGGACCAUUUUACCCUGAAUAAGAGGUUCUCCUGGGCUAGGCCCAGAAGGUUGCCCUGCAUGCGCCUGCGGGCAGGUCAGACUGCUGGCGAAUUCCGGGCUCGGUUACGACCUCGAAAAUCCAACACAACCCCUGCUUUCCGCGCACCAGCAAGCAGCCAAGCCCUGAACUCAGUGAGGAAAAUCUCAUGGGCCCAGCCCGCACAGGCCGUUCCACCAUUUCUUAUUCCCAUCCGCCGUGGGCCAUCAAAUCAAUCCAGAUAGUAAAUAUACACGACUCCGCGGCCAUCCUAGCUCCAUCGCGCAUUGUUGCGCACUCGAGUGUCCAGAAGAUCCA